UCUGGCUAUAUAUAAAGCAUCAAAUUUGGCUAUAAUAUAAAGUACAAAAUUUAAAAAGAGAGAGUAGAGAAGAGAACUUACAAGAAAAUGGCGUAUUACUAUAUUGAAGAAGAAGCUUGGAAAUGUCCAAAACACCCUUCAAAGAAUAAACGCCGAACUGGAGUUUGUUCAAUUUGUCUCCGUGAUCGACUCUCCAAACUUUGCCCUAACUGCGCUAACGUGCGCCCUUCUUGUACUUGCACUAACGUGCGCUCUUGCUCUGGUUGCACUAACGUGCGCCCUUGUUCAAAUUGCGCCUCCUCCGCCAAAAUCAACGGCGGAGAUGAAACGGCUUUAUGUAAGUCAAAAUCCGUCGGAAUUCCGUUUUUAAGAAAGGUAACUGUUAAUUCCGGUGAACAGAAGAGCACUAACGUGCGCUCUUGUUCGAAUUGCGCUAUCGUGCGCCCUUGUUCAAAUUCCGCCGCCUCUACGACGUCGUCAUCUUCUUCCGCGAAGAUCAACGGCGGAGAUGAAACGGCGUUAUGUAGGUCAAAAUCCGUCGGAAUUCCGUUUCUAAAAUCGCGAAAUGCUAAUUCCGGCGAGCGUAAGAGCACUAACGUGCGCCCUUGUUCGAAUUGCGCUAACGUGCGCACUGAGCCGUCAUUUUUCCGAUCAAAAUCCGUUGGAAUUCCGUUCCUAAAAUCGCGAAAUGAGAAGAGUACGAAAACGGCGUCGUUUUGGUGGAUAUUUAAGUCAAGAAAAAGGAGAGGAAAAUUAGAGAACGAAUUAGAAGUGAAAGCAAACGGUGUAAAUGAUAAGUUAUACUGCAAUGAUACUAUGAGAUCGAGAUCGAGAUCGGUGAAUGUGGCGGCGAUGACGUCACUUUCCGGCGGAAAUGACGUCAGUUAUUCGCCGGAAAAGUUGAAAGGAUGGUAUUUGUUAAGUCCGAUGAAAGUUUUCCGGCAAUGUAAGGCGCCAAAAUUGGUUAACUUAAAAUAGCC
Messenger RNA from Lycium barbarum (goji berry), 980 nucleotides. RefSeq lists its product as uncharacterized. The transcript is spliced from 2 exons. The record is from RefSeq and is a predicted model, not a curated record. Lineage: Eukaryota; Viridiplantae; Streptophyta; Magnoliopsida; Solanales; Solanaceae. The coding region runs from base 88 to 978 and encodes 296 amino acids.